This is a messenger RNA of Bactrocera dorsalis (oriental fruit fly), 4522 nucleotides long. RefSeq names its product box A-binding factor-like. NCBI's taxonomy places the organism in Eukaryota, Metazoa, Arthropoda, Insecta, Diptera, Tephritidae. The coding region runs from base 2384 to 4141 and encodes 585 amino acids. The transcript is spliced from 2 exons. The record is from RefSeq and is a predicted model, not a curated record.
GUUUAUGUACAAAACCCAUUGUGCUGUGUGAAGUGGAGACCAAAACUUAUUUUUGUCACUCUACCCACAAAAUCAAAGCACAAGAUUGCAGGUAGUAUUGUACUUCAUUUAAGUACAACAACAAAUACACCUGGCAAAUGCACUAUUUCACUUUGCAAAAAAAACCACACUCUGUUAUUCGAGAAAAGUUAUAAAUUUCUUGGACGCACAAAAUCGUCUGGAGCGUCAACAAUCUCUCUCGGGUUUUUGUUUUUCCUUGUGGUUUAAUUUGAGUCUAGUCGCUCAACUCUGCCUUCCCAUAUAUUGCUCGAAUAGCAAUAAAGGCAAGCAGCAAUAACGCAGCUGCAGUUUCGCGAGUGAACAAAAAAAAAAAAAACAGAAUACAAAAUUAAUACAAAGUGCAGUGAGUAACACUAAAAAAUUAGAAAAGUGAAGUGAGCGACGCCAAGAACGCCAAACAGCGAAGUGAAAGCAGCAAAGGGAGAGCAGUAAAGGCCAAGCAACAAAGUGCGAGCAGCAAAGGCAAAGCAGCACAGAAAGCAGCACAGGCCAAGCAGAAAAGGGAGAGCAGCAGAGGCAAUCAGCAAAGGCAAAGCAGUAUAGGCAAGGCAGCCAUCCCAGAAAGACAGCAGCAAACAAAAAAAAGUGUAGUGUUAAAUUUGAAUAACCCCAUGAACAAAAGUGAAUAGUAGAUAAAUCAAAUAAGUGCUUAUGAAAUUUUAUUUGUAUUUACAUUGAAAUAAAGCAAUUAAGCACACAUCAAUUUUGUUUGUGUAUGUACAUAGUCAAAGACUAGGCUUGCAAGUGCAUUGGAACGAUUACCCAGCAAGCACUUUCAAAUUAAAUUUGGGAAAAAUACUUUGAGGAAAUACUUCACUAAAUUUGCAAGUGCAAGUACAAGUGCAUUGGGCCGAUUACCCAGCAAGCAUACACUAAUUAAAUUCGGAAAAUACUUUCAGAAAUUGUUUGCUAAAUUUAUUAAUUUUUUUGUGCUUUCGCAAAUUCACGCUUCACUAAGAAACAACGCACUACUAAUUUAUAGUCUGUCCGUGAUUGGGUCUAUAACAUAUUUGCAAACAUUUUAUAAAUUUUAAUUUCAAGUUUUAGAUCUAAUUUUGUGCAACAUUUUUGCAGUUCCGGUUCAAUUUUUGAAAAAAAAUGGAAUCAAUUAGAGCCUUUACCACAGCUGCAGACGCUCUACUAGAGUUUGAGGAGUCUUUUACUCCAACAGCAAACAAUCAAAGUGCCUACUCUCUUGAAGUUCAACAAGCUGAACUGAAAUCUCUGUGGGCAGAGGUAAAGUCAGAAUACAAGUUGUGUUUGACAAAAGUGGAUCCUUCUGACACAAGAUCAAUUGACGACAUUAAACUUAAAUAUACAAGCUGUUACCACGCUUAUGUGUGUUGCGCGGCCUUGAUGGGCGAACACAUCCACAACCUCACGGGGUUCAACCAAAGCCCUACUUCAAAUUCUACAGUGAUUCAACCUGAACGGUUACAACAAACUGUAGAACCCGUGAGGUAUUCUAUCAAUUUACCGCCAUGUGAUACCGAAAUAUUUCAUGGCGAUGUUUUAUAAUGGCCCUCAUUUAGGAAUUUAUUUGCCGCCAUUUAUGGGAAUAACCCAAGACUAUCUCCGGUAGAAAAGUUAUUCCAUUUGAAUCAAAAAACGCGAGGUGAGACAAAAGAUAUCGUUUCGAAAGCGCCACUGACGAAUGACGGAUUCGCAUUGGCUUGGAAUAAUUUGCUGAGUAGGUAUGAAAACAAGCGAGUGCUUGUCAAUACACAAUUGAAUUUAUUAUUCAAGCUUCCGCACAUCUCCACAGAAUCUGAGACCGAACUCAGAAAUUUACAGCGGGAAAUAAAUAGCUGCAUUACAGCUUUACAAAAACAUGGCAUCAAUGUAGAUAGCUGGGAUGCCAUUUUUACGUAUUUGUGUUCAAUCCGACUACCGGACUACACACUAUCGCUUUGGGAACAAUCUCUGGAUUCGGAUUCAGAGAUCCCAAAAUGGGUUGAGUUAGACAAGUUUCUGACCAAACGGGUUAAAACGCUUGAGAGAGUAUCAAACCUCAAAGGCGAGUUGAGUACUCAACCCAAUAUUAAGUCGGCUGAUGGUGAAGAUCGGAUACCAACCUUGCAGUCAAGGAUUGGAUCUAAACCCCUCAAUGCCCAUCACGCAAAGACAAACAAUACCAGAUGUAAACUGUGCUCAUCUCAAUCGCACAUUUUGAAAACUUGUCAAAGAUUCAUUGAGAUGCAGCCUAAUGCACGGUUAAAUGCUGUCAGAAAACUCCACGUCUGCCUAAACUGUUUAACAGACUCACAUGAAGUAAAAAAUUGUAAAAGUAUGUUUAAUUGCAAUAAAUGUAAACAGAGGCUCUAUGAUUCACCGGGAUCAGAGUGAGGGAAUAGCUCAGACAUCUGACAGCACAGACACUACUGAGAUUUCUACUAAAUCUCAUGUGGCCUCUAUUAAGGCCAAUAUUUCAAAUGUGCCUACCAGUCGAAGCAUGCUCUUAGGUACAGCCAUGGUGACCAUAUGUCACAACGAGAGCACCUUCACUGUCAGAGCCCUGAUUGAUUGGGGAUCUGAAGCCACCUUCGUAAGCAAUAGUCUGCAAAAACGCUUACAUCUGGCAACCAAAAAGGUCAGCGCGCGAGUUUCAGGAUUGAAUAAUACCGUAUCAGGACGAGUUCAAUCGGUAUGCUCGAUCACAAUUGGCUCGCCGCGUAACAAAGAUUUGAAACUAGAAGCGGAAGCUUUGGUACUGCCAAAAUUGACAGGACUGCUUCCAUCCAGAUCAAUUAACUCUUCAAUUGUCAAAAGGUUACCUAAUAUCCCCUUGGCGGAUAAUAAUUUCUAUACGAGCCAAAAGGUUGACUUGUUGAUCGGAGCAGAUCUUUACCCGAAAAUCAUUCUAAACGGGGUAAAAUCGAAAAUCUUCGGAUCCCUAGUUGCACAGCAUACAGUGUUCGGUUGGAUUUUAACCGGUUCCGUUCCCUCCGAAGAAACGAAGAAACAACAUCAGCAGCAUCAGCAGCAGCAGCAGCACCAGCUACAACGGGAUCAAAGUAACGAUGAUGGCGAAACAAAUGAUGCGCCCGGCUCAUCGAAUCACACCGUUACGCAUGGUAGCGUCGGUGUGCCGACAUUGCCUGCAGCAGCGCUAUCUCUGUCAGCAACAUCCGUAGGCAGCACACCGCCGAGCAGCGCUGAAGCGACAAAUGCCAACAAUUUCGCUUAUUACACGGGUGCCGCUGAAACGGUGGCAGCAACGCACCGACAUGCUGUCGCAGCAACGCCACCACUACCAGCCUCAUCCCAAUCGUUGCCGCCGUCAUCAACUGUGGCGGCCUCAUCAGCAACAGCGCACUAUCCACCACCACACCAGCAACACUAUGUCACGAGCAACGCAGUGGCGCCACUGUCGGAUACCUUUCACCACGAGCAGAUGCAGCUACAGUUACAACAACAGUACGAGCACCGUUAUCGACUGCAAACAGCCCAUUAUCACCAGCAACAGCAGGCGCCGCCGUCUCAAUCGCAGCAAGAAGACCAACAGCCGUCUACACAAUACCAACAUGCGCGCAGCAACAGACAAGCAACGCAGUCGACAGUCAUACACCACACAACGAACACAUCACAAGCAGCAACAACAACACAGCAGCAGCAACCUGCAGCAAUGGCGCACGCGUUGACACAAAUCACACAGAAACAACAACAACCGUGUCAACGGACGUCAGCAGUCACUCAAAGCACUGACCAACGACGUCUCUCCCGCAUACCACAUGCCCAAGAUCGAGCCAGACUCGAGUCGUCUCGCCGACUUCGGCAUGCUGGUAACUUCCUUUCGGAUUGGCGGCAUGGCAACGAUCGACUGAGACUCGAUUCGUCUCAGCGACAUUGCCCGGACCGAACCAGACUCGAUUCGUCUCGUCGGCCACCCCAUCCAAAGCGAAGGCGUGGACGAGACGCUCGACGUCAAGCAGAUGCACGCCGUAUCAUCAAGGAUAGGCAAGCAGCACUACGGACGUUUACUCCCGGCUCACGUUGCCCGGGUUACAACCAGCGGCAAUGGGCCAACUCAUCGCCCAAAACACGUCGCUGGGAUAUAUCAUAUGCGGCGGCAUGGCAAUGACCGACUGAGAUUCGAUUCAUCUCAGCGGCAUUUCCCGGACCGAACUAGACUCGAUUCGUCUCGUCGGCCACCCCAUCUGCAAAGAAGACGUGAAAGAGGAAGUGCAGAAGCCAUUUAGUUAAGUUAGUUUUAAGUAAUUGAUUGUAAACUGCAUUUGCAGUAAUACUGCAAGGCGGGGAGAAUGUUGACGCCGCCCCCGCCCAAUUUCUUUUGCCACGUCUGUAUCGGCAGAGCAAUCUUUUCUUUUCUCUUUUCGAAGUUUUUUCGAAGUAUUAAUUCGCGCGCAACUAAACACUUACUAAAAAUUGCGCGCUCUCUUCUUUUGCGACAGCUCAGCUAUACAGACGUGGUAAGUGUGAUUCCAAUUUGUUAUAUUAAAUU